AUGAGCUGCCCCGACACUCCAAAGAUGGUCUCUGUUUCUGAAAUUUCUGUGAAGAAUGUUAUGCCUUUUAAGACUCAUGUCUACAAGAAGACCUCUCAUGACAAAGCUGUUACGAUCUACAUAGGCAAGCGAGAUUUCAUUGACCAUGUAGAUGAGGUGGAACCUGUGGAUGGUGUGGUGUUGGUUGAUCCUGAUAUUGUAAAGGAGAAAAAAGUGUAUGUGACACUCACUUGUGCUUUUCGGUAUGGGCAAGAAGAUAUUGAUAUAAUGGGCCUGACUUUCCGGAAGGACCUAUAUUUUUGCAUGGUGCAGGUAUACCCAUCGCUAGAAAAACAGAGGCCGCUCUCCAGCUUGCAGGAAUGCCUACUGAAUAAACUGGGUAAAAACGCACAUCCUUUUGUGUUAACAUUUCCAGACUAUCUACCUUGCUCAGUAUGCUUGCAGCCAGCUCCCAAGGAUGUCGGGAAGUGCUGCGGGGUGGAUUUUGAGGUCAAAGCAUUCUCGACAGAAAAUGUGGAGGAGAAGGUUCUCAAGAGGAACUCCGCACGCCUGCUGAUCCGCAAAGUCCAGUGUGCUCCAGAAGUGCCAGGACCCCAGCCUCAUGCAGAGACCAGCUGGCAUUUUUUCCUGUCAAAGAAACCAUUGCACCUGAAGGCAUGCCUCAGCAAAGAGGUCUUUUACCAUGGUGAGGCGAUCCCUGUUACGGUGACUGUGAUCAACAAUUCUGAUAAGGUGGUUAAGAAGAUCAGUGUGUCAGUGGAACAAGUUGCCAAUGUGGUACUGUACUCCAGUGAUUUCUACACCAAGACAGUAGCUCUGGAAGAGGCAGAGGAAAAGGUACAGCCCAACUGCAUCAUCUCAAAGACUAUAACAGUUCUACCUUUGCUGUCAAACAAUCGAGUAAAACAAGGCAUAGCCCUGGAUGGGAAGCUAAAAGAUGAAGACACCAACUUGGCUUCUAGCACCAUUAUUAAAGAUGGGCUAGACAAGACAGUUUGGGGGAUCCUGGUUGCUUACAAGAUAAAGGUGAAGCUCACUGUCUCAGGCCUGCUAGGAGAUUUCAUUUCCAGUGAGGUAGCCAUGGAUCUUCCCUUCCGUCUCAUGCACCCCAAGCGAGAGGAGGUAAACACAACAGGAAAAGAAAAUGACCAAGGUGACCUCAUGUUUGAGGAGUUCUCUCGCCAGCAGCUGAAAGAUGAGGAUGAGAAGGCGGAAUCACUAAAUGAGGAAUGA
This is a messenger RNA of Zootoca vivipara (common lizard), 1233 nucleotides long. It is a transcript of the gene SAG, whose product is annotated as S-antigen visual arrestin. Gene Ontology annotation, molecular function: G protein-coupled receptor binding. Gene Ontology annotation, cellular component: photoreceptor inner segment; photoreceptor outer segment. Gene Ontology annotation, biological process: G protein-coupled receptor internalization; signal transduction. The record is from RefSeq and is a predicted model, not a curated record. NCBI's taxonomy places the organism in Eukaryota, Metazoa, Chordata, Lepidosauria, Squamata, Lacertidae.